Pogona vitticeps (central bearded dragon) is the source of this 2787-nucleotide messenger RNA. RefSeq names its product mitochondrial pyruvate carrier 1 (gene MPC1). Lineage: Eukaryota; Metazoa; Chordata; Lepidosauria; Squamata; Agamidae. Gene Ontology annotation, biological process: pyruvate import into mitochondria. The record is from RefSeq and is a predicted model, not a curated record. Gene Ontology annotation, cellular component: mitochondrial inner membrane.
AAGGGGCGCGGCAGGUUACACCAAUGAGCGGCGGCGCUGCUCAGCCGGAAAGCAAAAGCCGGAGCCGGUCGUGAAGAGGCGGCUCGUCGGUUGUGACAGCGGCUAAAGGGCUUGUCAUUGGAAGAGGGAAAGAACGGCGCCGGGAGACCUUGGGGUUUUUUGGUGUUUUCUUCCCCCUCUCCGCCACCACCGUCCUCCUCCGCCAUGGCGGCGGCUCUGGCCCGAAAGGCCGCGGACUAUGUGCGCAGCAAGGACUUCAGGGAUUACCUCAUGAGUACGCAUUUCUGGGGGCCUGUAGCCAACUGGGGACUGCCUAUUGCUGCUAUGAAUGACAUGAAGAAAUCACCAGAAAUCAUCAGUGGCCGAAUGACAUUUGCACUUUGCUGUUAUUCGUUGACCUUCAUGAGAUUUGCAUACAAGGUCCAGCCCAGGAACUGGUUACUGUUUGCUUGUCACUUUACUAAUGAGAUAGCACAACUUAUUCAAGGAGGAAGACUGAUCAAAUACAAGAUGGAAAAAAAGAACUGAUUGUUUAUAAAGGGAAAAUGAAAAAGGUGCUUCUCUUCAAAGUACAACAAAGGAAGGUCUUUGCCAUCCACAGUUGCUCUGACUUGAUAGUUUUGCAUCAACACCAUCUUCAUGAUCAUUGCUAAAAUACUCUGUCCAGCAAUCAUCAUCCAUCCAUCCAUUAAUUUUUUAGUCUCUCUUCUACAAAGAAUUACAUAACAGUUUGAAACUGCAUCACAUAUUUUUCUGCCUUAUGUGUACUACAACUUUAUACUUAUGAAAUUGUUUAUCUUAUAUAUAAAUAACUUCUCUGAAAGAUAUGUUCUCUUAAACGUGCAACAAAGAAGCAUUGAAUAAAUCUGUACAAUUUGAUACUGGAAAUUUAGGGUAACAUGGUUACUUGGCUAUUAGGUAUGUAAAUGUACUUGGAAACUGAUGUUCUGUCCGAAGUGCAUUGGAGUUACUGUGGAAUAGUACUUGCAUACAAGAUAUAAAUUCCUGACUGUUUUUAUACUUAAAGAGUACAGUGGGCCUCCGUAUCAGUAAUAUAGUGCUGACUAAAAGCAGGUGCUUAUUAACUGUUCUCAGGUUUAAACAUUUUUGUCUGCUUGCCUUCACAUUUAAGCAAUUAACCUGAAUAUUUUUAUCAUUAAAAGUUGCCCCCACUUGAGAAGCAAGCAAAGGAAGUUCCUAACAAUUUACAUACUAGUUCAAAUAAAUAACUUAUUCUUUCACAGUUCCAUCAAGCAUCUAGAGAUGGGUCAUCCUGUUUGUGCAGAUCACCAUCUUGGUCUGAAAGAUGGAGUGACUUCGUGUGUAUUAACAGCCACACCAUUUGGAACCAUUUUUGCCUGUGGGUACUCUGGAAAUGUUACACUUGUAGGUUGGAUGCUCUGUAGCAAAACCACUUUAGUCCUGCAUCCGACAAUGUGUAGACUAUGCUAUUUCUGAGAAUUGAUUUGAAUUGAUUGAUUUGUUGCAACCACUCUAAACGUCGUGGAAAUUCACACCAGUGUCAUAAUUCCACAUCAGUUGCCUCUUGGAGAUACUGCAUAACUUUAAAAGUCAAAAAUCACCACCAGAUUGGGCAGCAACAAUCCCAAUUGUGGCAGCCCCAAUCUAGCGGGGAUUUUGGAUUUUUGAAGCUCCCCAUCCCAUGGCUCUGAAAGGCUUCCCCAGGGCAAAAAGGAGCCUGAGCCUCAGACCUAAAAGGUGGUAGUUAGGAAGCUUUUAAUUAGUGUAAAUUUAAACUUUCUAGCACCAGAUCCAAAUUAUGCCAGGUGCAAAGUUAUGCAACAGGAUGUUGCACACUGAAGGGUUUCUUAUAAAACUUAAUUUAACACUAGAAGUCCCCAGAAUAAUAAAUUAAAACUUCUGAUCAGAAAGGUCAGAAAGAUAUUUUUGGUUUAACUUGACAAUUCACUUCAUUCUUAUUACAGCUUCUAUGAGUUGUGAAGAACAACGAACAGACUGUAUUUAAGAAUUUAUUUCCAUUGGAACAACUUUGGGAAAUUAAACUUCCCAGUGGGAAGAAGUUUUAAGGACAUUUUAAUCAAAAAUAAAGGCAAUAAAACUAUUUGGAGGGAAUUUUGUAAUGGCAAUUGUCUGUAAUAUGAAUAAAAAUGCUAUCUUGCAUGCAUAACUGGAUUAUUUGAAAGUCUAGGAAAGAUGGAGAUUCCCAUAUAUGAGGUCCAUUUCAAUUGUAAUGAUCUUCAGGUUAAUAUUAAUAUAUUAGUAAAAAGACACUGGAGUUCACUAUUUCUACUUAUUUUACUAACCUAGACAUGGGUUUCAUGAAGUUGCUGUAAUGAUAAGAGUAAACUAUGUGUAUUUUUAAAUGCUGUAAUUAUGGGCAGUGCUAAAGUGUCAUAGAAUUGUCGUGGGGUUGGAAGGUACCUUGGAGGUCUUCUAGUCCAACCCCCUGCCCAAGGCAGGAGACCUCAUACCAUCCUGGACCUCAUAUGUGAUAUUUCACUUUUUCUUCAGCAGCCAUGAAAGGGAGAAAAAUAUGUCCCUGAUUAUAAUUGAAAGGCAUAUUAUUAUAAUUUGUACGCAGUCAGAAUUUCAUAUUCAUACAGUGACAGCAACUGAUUACUUGACAUACCUAACUUAAAUACAGAUAUCAAAAUACAAAAUAAAACAUGUAUUAAACCAUUUCACAGAGAUACUGUACACUUUGAAUACUAUUCUGUACAGACAUCUUUCUAAAGUAAGGUGGAUAUGUAUAUCUGUGCAUAAAAUGUUGAUUUCAAGGCAUAAACUAUUUUAUGUGGUUUUUAA